Messenger RNA from Orussus abietinus, 768 nucleotides. Its product is annotated as cancer-related nucleoside-triphosphatase homolog. Bases 90 to 680 code for a protein of 196 amino acids. The record is from RefSeq and is a predicted model, not a curated record. The transcript has 4 exons. Gene Ontology annotation, molecular function: ATP hydrolysis activity. Lineage: Eukaryota; Metazoa; Arthropoda; Insecta; Hymenoptera; Orussidae.
CCGAAUCCCGGAGACAGUUUUCUUGGCCAGCCCGAAAAGACCGGUGCUUGAAUUUCGACACGAGACGCAACACCAGCGGUGGCGUCGCCAUGCGGACGAAGCAUGUACUGCUUACGGGGAAGCCUGGAAUUGGGAAAAGUACGAUAUGCAAAAAAGUUGCAUCCAUGCUUAAUUCAAAAAAUUAUAAGGUCGAAGGAUUUUAUACGGAAGAAGUACGACGUACGGGCCAAGGUCGCGUUGGUUUUGACGUAGUGCCGAUUAGCGAUGCAGAUAAUAGAUCUCCUCUAGCACGUGUGACGCACGUUUUACAACCACACCAGUAUACGAGUCACCGUAUCGGUAACUACAACGUCUUCGUCGAUGACUUUGAACGUGUUGCAUUACCGUUACUUGAUUCAAAUUCUGAUGUACUGGUGAUAGAUGAAAUCGGGAAGAUGGAAAUGUUUAGUAUGAAAUUUUACGAAGCGGUAUCCAAUAUAUUCCUUAAGGAGGAUUCAAAGAAGAUAUGUGUUCUCGCAUGUAUACCCAUCACAAAUAAUGUUUCACCGCGCUUCUUAACAUUGUUACGUGAAUUACGUGGACACGGUGCUUGUAAGCUCUUUGAAGUGAGUUACGAAAACCGUGAUCAGUUGCCUCAAGAAAUCGUUGAGCUAAUUUCUGAAAUUGUAGGUGACAACUAACAUAACUGAAAGAAAAUAAAGUGACUAUAGAAUAUUACCUUCGAUGCAUCCUACCGUGACAUUAAAUUUAAAUCAAAUGCUUUUCAUC